Molecule: messenger RNA, 600 nt
Organism: Necator americanus (New World hookworm)
Lineage: Eukaryota; Metazoa; Nematoda; Chromadorea; Rhabditida; Ancylostomatidae
Exons: 5
Coding region: 1-600 (199 amino acids)
Source: RefSeq, a predicted model, not a curated record
AUGCCAGUUUCUUCGGAUCUCAUCGAACGGACGCACUAUAAACGCAGAUCAUCGUUUGUCCAAGAGCAACGAAAUCGACAAAUGCUUGAACCACCUCAGAAUAUAGGCGCCACUGCUUGUGAUGAGAAGCAGAGGGUGCAUCCUCCUAGACGGAAAUCUGCAAGUGUCUGUGUUUCAAUGAUUCCGAUGAGACCUGAAAUUCCCAGUGUGUCGAACGAGUUCCCCGGUCCGGCAACAAUUCACAGAAGUGUUGGGAAAUCUCGCUUUAUCGUAGAAAGAAACUCGCAGCCACUUAAUCUGCAGGAAUUUCAGAAUGUUCGACUACGUGGCCUGUCCACCUCAGAGAUAUUCCAUGAGCCACCAAAAAUGUAUGUGUAUCGAGAGCGUCCGCACACAUUUUUCCACAACAAGCAAAAGAAGCAAUUCUCCCUAGUGGAUUUCGUCAAAAAGCGAAAACAUACGAUAUGUGCAUGGACAUUCGGGAUAAUAGUAGUGUUGACGUUGGCUGAUGACUUCCCGUGGAUAUCAAGCGGACCUGGAAGAAGGAAGGAAAAGUGUCGUUCUUCUUCCUUCACAAACGGAAGAAUCAAAGUUGUAUGA